This is a messenger RNA of Eufriesea mexicana, 681 nucleotides long. RefSeq names its product protein diaphanous homolog 1. The transcript has 8 exons. The record is from RefSeq and is a predicted model, not a curated record. NCBI's taxonomy places the organism in Eukaryota, Metazoa, Arthropoda, Insecta, Hymenoptera, Apidae. Bases 1 to 681 code for a protein of 226 amino acids.
AUGUUCUCGCGAAGGCAAAGUUACUUCUCCCGCAUGGCGAGGACUUACCCGAUUCUAAAGCUCGUUGACGUGUACGACCGGCAGUCGUUCAUUCGGGCGUACGUGCUGGACAACGUGUUCGUUUGCAUACUCAUGCACGUGCUCUUCUACGUUGCCCUGUGGUACGCCACUGCGGUGGCGAGGAAAAUGGAGAAAUCGAACAAGGAGAUGCUGAAGAUCAUGGAGCAGAACAGAACGAGACUGGAGGACGUAAUGGCGCUGAAGGAUAAGAAAGCAGAGUACGACGAGGUCGUGAUCAAAACGAAAGAGACGCAGAGGGUAACAUCCGAUGAACUGGAAGACGAAAUGCAACGACUGAGCACGGAGGUGACGGACGCCGCGGACAAGCUGUCAGAGCUGGAGGGAAUCGUGAAGAAAUACAAGUCCGACGGGAAAUGGUGCGAGAGCUCUGCGGGCGACGUCGCUGGCCGAGAAAACGAGAACGCGGAGCCUAGUCUUAGCGAAGGACAGACAGGCUCGCACGAGAAUCUCAAGAUUCUCGAGCCGUCUUUCCCACCGCCACAGCCACCGGAACCUCCACCUAGGAAAUAUGGAAUCUUCGUCAGUCGACCUCCUGGCCAACGUCGACCACCUCCCGCGGCUGCAGCUGCAGGCACACCUCCAAAAAUCGGAUUCAAGUAA